Ilex paraguariensis (yerba mate) is the source of this 321-nucleotide messenger RNA. The record is from the annotation of a GenBank genome assembly. Lineage: Eukaryota; Viridiplantae; Streptophyta; Magnoliopsida; Aquifoliales; Aquifoliaceae.
AUGGAGGUUGUGCCAUCGGCACAACAGAUGAGGGCAAUGUGGUGCAGAGAGAUGGAGUGGCUCUUAUACGUGAGUGAUUCCAUGGUAGAGCUUAUGCCUUCCAUACAGCAAUUCCCCCGUGGAGGCACAUAUGAAGUAAUGGCAACAAGGUCGUGGUUAGAUUUGCAUAUAAAUCUCCCUUAUCCAUUAGGUAUGUCAAGUGGAAGGCCUUCAAUUAGGCAGGAAGAGAAGUGGUGGCUCCCGAACCCAAAAGUUCCUCCAAAAGGGUUGUCAGUGGAUGCAAGGAAGAGGUUGCAGCAACGCAGGGACUGUACCAACUAG